AUGGGGGGGGGCAUCGGCGGAAGCAGCAGCAACACUGGUGGUGGCAUGGGCGGUGGCAGCAUAGGCAGCAUAAGUCCCAUGCCUGGUGGCGGGAAUAUCAAUAGCAUUAGCAAUAGCAGUAUGAGUGGUGGCGGUAAGAUGGCGAAUGGCUUAGGUUGCGCAGGUGGGGGGAGUGGCGGUGGUGGGGGGAGUGGCGCAAGUGGCGCAGGUGCAGGGUCUGGCGGGGGUAGCGGAAGUACCUCACAAUCGCUUGGCGCGCAGCCGUCGUUGCUAAGCAAUGGCGCGGCGCCGGGGGGGAGCUUCGAGGCGGAGAGAUUAAGGACGUACCGCCAGUGGUUCCACGAGCUGGACGCGCAGCGCAGCGAGUUAAUCUCCUCCGGCACCAAAGGCCCGGUUCUUAAGUGUCUGCAGGAGAUGGUGAUGCUGGGCACCAAGCUCGGCGCGCUGCUAUUGGAGUGCGAGAUCCGCUGUCUGGAGGAGCUGGUGAUGCUGGGCACCAAGCUCGGCGCGCUGUGCUGCUCGCCCAUAGGCGCGGACGCCACCAGGCUCUCUGCCCCGGCUGCCACUGCCAUCCCCGGCAAGCCCCGCCUAGGUGGUGGGGUGGACUCCUGGCCAUCAGAUGAUCCCCUAUCUCCAGUGGACGGCCUAGAUCUCUCGCUGGUCACGGACAUGCUGCUCCUCUCUGCCACGUCACCAUGGACUGUCUACGUGGCAGAUAGGACAAAUUGGCGGCUGUGCUACGUGUCUCCCAGUGUGCGCGCCACGCUAGGAUGGCGCCAGGCAGAGCUGGUGGGGGAGCAUGCCUUUGCAGCGUGCCAUGCAGACGACCUGCCACGCAUCCAGCGCAUGAUAGACGACCGCCGCUUGACAGAAGACCGCCGCUUGCUAGACGACCGCCGGUCGCCGCCCCUCUCCCUCACGCCGCCCACCGCCUCUGCUGCUUCACGUCUGUUCCGAUCCGGGUCAGCUGGGAGUCCGAGAGGGGUGGGCGUUGGGGAUUCGCUGGGUAGCAGCCCGGGCGGCAGUGCGGGCGGCCAGUGCGUCUUUUAUCGGCGGUUGCGGCGGAACAGGAGCUACGCGACGGUGCAGGCCACUGGGAGGGCUCUGGGCGCGAGGUGGUUUGCAUGGAUCGAGUUUGUCACUGACGACUCCUCAGCCCCUCUGCCCCCACUCGAUCAUCAUUAUACGGAUCCGUCCAUCCCCCCCUCCUCUUGUCUCUCUUCACCCCCUCCUCUUGUCUCUCUUCACCCCCUCCUCUUGUCUCUCUUCACCCCCUCCUCUUGUCUCUCUUCACCCCCUCCUCUUGUCUCUCUUAACCCCCUCCUCUUGUCUCUCUUCACCCCCUCCUCUUGUCUCUCUUCUUCACCCCCUCCAACCCCCUCCUUCCCCCCCCAGUCGUUGGACAACUGGUCAUCCGAUCUCACCAUGUCCCCGUCCACGCUGCUCUCCCCCAUGGAGUCCCCCUCCAGCCCCCACACCAUCGCCGCCGCCCUCAAGCGCCGCCCGGGCGGCAUGGGCGGCAGCAGCCUAAGCGCGGGCGGCUUAAGUGCCGGCGGCUUGAGUGGGGGAGGUUUAGGCGGGGGAGGUUUAGGCGGGGGAGGUUUGAGCGGGGGAAGUCUAAGUGUGGGUGGUUUGAGUGGCGGUGGUUUAAGUGGUGGAGGGUUGGGCGGUGGGAGUUUAAGUACUGGUGGUUUGGGUGGGGGCGGGCUGAUUUCCGAUGAUUUAGGGGGUCCUGGGGGAGUGGGUGUGGGUGGUGGGGGUGGUGGCGAAUUCAGAAGGAAGCUUGAGACCAUGCGCCUGGACCUAGCUGGAGGAGGCGCUGGGAAGAACUGGGGUGGGGGGGGAGGAGGGGGCGGGGGAGGGGGCGGAGGAGGGGGAGGGGCGGGGGGAGGCGCAGGGGGAGGGGGGAGCGGAGGGGAGGGCGUGGGGGGGCGGAAGGGGGAGAAGGCGUGGGGGCAGCACCUGGGGACGGUGAAGGAGGGGAAUGAGGAGAAGGGGGCGUAUGCUCGGCGGCUGUUGAACAACCUGUGGGAAUACAAUAGUGAGAUGGACGGGCUUUCCAAGGAGUCCAGCCAGCAGAACAGCAGUCUGGACUCCAACGAGGAGGUGCAGCAGAUUGUGAAGAUGCGAGUUGAGAUGGAGCGACAGGCAUCAGCAGCAGCAGCAUCAGCCUCCCACGGCUCCUCCACCCGCCUUGGCAUGGGCAUGGGCAUGGGCAUGGGCGUGGGGAUGGGCAUGGGCGGGAUGGGCAUGGGGAUGGGCGGAAUGGGCAUGGGGAAGGGGUUAUCUGGUGUAGGUGCCACUGCUUCCUCCUCCUCCUCUGCCUCUGCUGCUGCGCGUCGCGCUGCUGUUUUGGAUCGGGCUAUGGGGGGAAGUGGAGGGCUGGAUGGGAGGGGGAUGGAGGGGCGAGGGGUGGAUUUACGGGACGGGAGGGGCGGUGCGGGAGGAGGGUCGGGGUCGUUUUUUGACACGGGGCAGAAGGUGAAGAAGAAAGCAGGAUCGGGUGCAGGUUCGGGCGUUGGUUCGGUGCUGGACGGACCUACAGCAGAAACGCUUCGGAAAGUGUUAGAUGAUGACGAUGAUGAGGAGGAGGAGGAUGAGGAAGAGGAAGAGGAAGAGGAGGAAGAGGAGGGGGAGGAUGAGGAGGAAGAAGGGGACGAGGAUGAGGACGAUAGUGGGAGUGUGGUGGAUCGGAGCAUAAACGCCCCUCCUUACAAACGGUCAGCAACCGCUUCGAAAAUUUCUCGGGAGGAACUUUUCCACCUGCCCGUGCCCGAUCCCAGCCAAUACAAUCGCUCGAGAAGCGUGCCGAAAUCCCACGAGCGCCUUAAAGGGGGCAGAGGCGGGGGGGAUGGCGGAGGAACUUCGGCAGAAAAAGGCGAGCGGGGGGAGAAAGGAGAAAGGGGAGAGAGGGGCGAGAGAGGCGAGAGAGGAGAGAGGGGGGAGAGGGGAGAGAAGGGUGAGAGGAGAGAACGGGUGGGGUUGAGCCGAGGGGGGAGCGCAGGCGGGCCCACCAAGACCCUCUUUCUUGAAGCCAGUGGCGCUUCCUCUGCCGGUUUUGGCCUCUCCCUCUCCCCUCGAGGCGGCGACCGAGCAGCACGAGGAGGAGAGAGAGGGGGGGAUAGAGGAGGAGGGGCAGCAGCGGGCGGCGGAGUGGGCGGCGGAGUGCUGACGGUGUCCAAGCCAUGGAGCCCGCUGCCUCUGACGGCGUCCACCCAGCUGGGGGGAGCGCGGGGAGCCAAGUCGUUCACGGGGGGGUCGGCGUUCCUGGAGUCGCUUCCUGAGGAGGACAAGAAGCUUAUUCGCGGCUUCAAGGUGCGUGCAGGGUUCAAUGUCGAGUGGCACAAAUCUUUAUGGUUGAGUGUUGAGUCCACGGUGCACACGGCUCCACACUCCCUCUCCACCCCUCUCCACCCCUCUCCACCGCUCUUCUCGCCUCUCUCGUUUACCCUCUUCUAUGCUGCUCUCCCCUUCCCCUUCCCCCCCAGGUCCUAG
Molecule: messenger RNA, 3495 nt
Organism: Closterium sp. NIES-65
Lineage: Eukaryota; Viridiplantae; Streptophyta; Zygnematophyceae; Desmidiales; Closteriaceae
Source: the annotation of a GenBank genome assembly